Messenger RNA from Amoebophrya sp. A120, 3456 nucleotides. The record is from the annotation of a GenBank genome assembly. NCBI's taxonomy places the organism in Eukaryota, Dinophyceae, Syndiniales, Amoebophryaceae.
GUUUGGGUGGCCGACCCGCAGUCCGGCCAGGUGCGGUCCACGCUGCGGUUUCCAGUCGAGAACCGCGCUUCCUGGGGGUCGCUCCGGGUGAGUAAGAGCUUCCUGGUGUCCUGGAACAAGAGUCUAGGGAGAACAAUUUCCGUCUACUCCCGCGAAAGUUUUGCGCUGCUCUUUCAGUUGGAGAUCGGCGCAUCAGGGUCUUCAGAGGCAGCCGACAAAAGUCCCGCGACCCAGAUCCUAGACGUGCACUUGGCGGAGAACGUGAAAAUUUCCGACCAUUUGUUCCCAGCACCAGUCCUUGCGUCGCAGCUGGUCGUGGUUCACAACGACGGGGUGCAGGUCUUUCUGAUUCCCCCGAGCGGUUGCGCGAUGCAGGAGUUUGUGCGCACGUUUUGUCUGCGCAGCGAGGCUGUGAUCGCAAAUUCCGUUUCCGCCAAAAUUCUGGCCGAGUACUGCGUGCGGCACCCGGGCGCGUUCGGGUUGCCGGACCUGGAAUGCCUUCUGAACUUUUUCGAGACAUACACAGAAUCAACCGCUGGCGGUUCUUUUCGGGAAGACAAAGCAAUCGAAAGCGGUGGGGCGGCCGACGUUAUUCUCGUGGACGACGCGGAUGUGCUGGUGAGGGAAGGCACCUCGUCGUCGUUUGCCGAGGAAAUUGAAGAGGAACUUGUCGUGCCCGAUGAGUUCAAACAGCUCGUGGAGCGCUUGGAGCUGCGUCAACAGGAACCCCCCCGCGUGCUCACAAACUUUCCGCUUCUUGCGGGACCCGCGCCGGUGAAAUCCGUUGCGUUCGACUGUCUCGAGCAGCGCGUGUGUCUCAAUCUCAGCGCGGACGCGGAUCAUUGGAGCGGGGAUGGUGCUGCUACAGGCGACAGGAGUGGCGCAGUUGAAGUCACAGACCAGGACCUUAACUGGGAUCUGUACUGCAAACUGCGCCGGGUUGUGCCCCCGCUGGGUGCAGCAGCUGCGAGCAGGCAAAAGACGGAUCGCAGUGUCGGCAACGUCAGUGCGCAAAACCUCAGAGACGUCGUCACAAAGGAGGAUGAGAACUUGAAUAACAGCUCCACCGGUACUUUAGCCGACAUGGACAGCGGGGAUAAACAUCCUCCAACAGGCACUGCGACCAUUCACGACCCGUCAGGAUCUUCCGCAACCUUGAAACAAAAGCAACAACUCUCCGCGCGUUACCUGUCCCGCAUACGGCAGCGGGUUUUCCCGCCCCUACUGACGGAGGAGGUGUACCAAGUGACGCAGGGCGACAGCGUGUGGGAUGUUUCAGAGGCCGCGGUGCAGUAUGCGGAACAAGCUCUGCGGUACCUCGACUACGUACUUACCGAGGACCAGCCGAGGGAGCCGUUCGUGGAGCAGACGGGGCUGGUUGCAUUCGAGAUCCUGUGCUGUCGGGGGGAGAGCUGCGACGAACCGGAUCGAGGUGCGGUAGGACUUUCGCAGAAAGGUGGCUAUGCGGCGUCUGGGUGGCCUAGCUUCGGCGCGAGAGAACGCAGUCCUGGAGGCGUGUCGAGGUCGUCCUGUUCUCGCGGAUUUGAGGAGGCAGCUGACGACGAUGAGGACUUGUCUUGGCGAGACUACCGUAGAACUUUUACUGUUUUUCCGCAAUGAAAUUUUUUCUAUGAUGGCUUUGUUUCCUCUUUUUGCGAGAAUUAUGGCGAAUGACACAAAGAUUUCCCUUGGAAAGAAAACCUUCACUCCAAUCAUUCACAGUAACCGACCACCAGUGGACAGAACGACGCGCCUUGGACUUCUGCGAAACGUUUCUGACACCAGAGCGGUGCCUGCGCGUUGCCUACCGUGCCAACGGGCUGCGCUGGCGGCGCGUCUGCAAGUGGGUCUUCGCUAAGCUGCAUGACAGCGAAAUCCAGCAAGCGGCCGAACAGAUCAAGGUGAGCUUCAACCCCGUGCAAACCACCGCCCAGUACGCCGGUCUUUUGCGCGCCUGUCGCGACGACGCAGACCUGGCCUGCUACCACUUUCCUUUUGUAUUGCCCUGGAAUUUGGCAUUGGCAGGAGGACCAGAGAAAAGCGAGACGUCAGAACAAACCGAUCGGAUUGCAGCUGCUGCAGGCUCUCCGUCGGGAGACGGGCGUAACGCCAAUGCAAAUCUCGCCGAGCAACCGCACGUGCGCGAAGACACGUCAAGUACACGUCUCCACAGCGCCGGCGGUGCAGCGGUAGGUGCGGAACGGCAGCAGAAAAAACGAUCUGCUAACGCGCAGGAUCGCUCGGAAAAAUUCUAUCAAAGUCCGCGUGCGCUCAUUCGCUUCUGUGCGCGGCUCUACGAUGCGCUGCUGCUUCAACAGCAACCGCAGUCGGGAAGUGUGAACGCGUUUGAGAACAGUACUGCUGCUGGAAGUUGUUUUUCGCAAAAAUCACCAAUCGUGCGCCGGGAGUUCCCGCUCCCCCGGGCGGAGCAGCGACGUCGGGUUGAGGCAGAACUGCGGACGAAUUUGUUGGAGUUGCUGCGCGGGGAUCCCACAAGCCUGCACGUAGAAGCGCACCCACUGCUGCAGACCCUGCGCAUUCCGACACACGAGUUCCAUCAGCGAGGCCUGGAAGAGCGAAAAGCCAUCCUGCGAAAAGGACUUGCGCAAAAGAUGCAGUUGCCGUCGCUGGGCUAUGCGCGAACCUUGCGGAGGGAGACGUUUGCUCGUCCUUCAAGUGGAGCUACUUCUUAUGAAGAAGGUGAAAAUCGUGGUCGACAUCAUCCGGCUGUCGACACGACCAGCUCGCAGCCCCAUCCGCGUAGAAGUUCCCUCGACACGAGUAGUACUGGUCCCUUGACAUUUCAGCUCGAGUACCACGCAACCGCACGAAAAAGUCGCAGCAAGACACCAACGUCGCACGAAACGAAGCAACGACCAGGUCAGAAUAUGGGGUCAGUCGCGCACGGAGGUGGUAGGAUAUCCGAGCAGCAUCAGCCCCACCAUCCGGUGAAAGAACCAGCAUUAGCACAAAACACGGCGCAACAGCUUCAACAAAGUGAUUCAUUGCCUCUGGUGUCAGCUGCACUCACCCCCCACUUGUCCGUGCCACGCAUAUUCGAAGCGGACGCAAUGUACCUGAAUGCGAUGCGCGUACUAUGCUGCGAAACGCGUCAGUCGUGGCUGCGAUUGGUCCUUGACCUUAUUCCAAGGAAGAAGAAAGUCGCGGGGCCGCAGGAGGACAAUCAUGUCUACAGCAAUGCCGAGCACAUAGCGCUGCUCUGCAGCCGUGACGUCUUGCCUCUGUCUGGUGCGAUGGCCGCACUCUGUGACGAAAGCGAGCAGUUUCUGGACAGUAUUCCCAAUCACAUUGCGGACGCGCUGCUCGACCAGAUGUGGUGUAAAGUGUAGUCGGGUCUUGUACCAGAAUUCUGCCCGCUCUUGCGAAAUGGAUUCCAAACGCAACAUAGAUUGAGAAUGCGCAACAUGCAACACUUCUCACCUUCGCUGCAUCAGC